AUGCAGCCUGGUCUGGCAGCAGUAUGUGUAGAGACCAAAACACCGAAUGAAAAUCAUCCGCCUCCUUUGGACUUGCUCCGGAGUAAUCAAAGAAGUGUGAGUUUCGGCAAACUGGGCGAAUUCGCCGGCACCGGUUCUCCAUCACAACCUCACCAAGUGUCUCUUGCCAUAGAGUGGAUGUUACGGGCGCUUUGGCUCGAUGUCGCCAAAGGGUCGUCUGAAUCCAACGGCAAUGUCAUGACUCCGUUUACAGAAGAGAUGAAAGACUGGUUCGACAUAGCCUUCCGCUCCCAGUCGGAGGAACAUCCUGUUGAUUUCAAUAAGCGCUUCGUCAUGGCUGUUAAUAGCGAUAUGCCUUGA
Fonsecaea pedrosoi CBS 271.37 is the source of this 360-nucleotide messenger RNA. RefSeq lists its product as uncharacterized. The transcript has 2 exons. Lineage: Eukaryota; Fungi; Ascomycota; Eurotiomycetes; Chaetothyriales; Herpotrichiellaceae. The coding region runs from base 1 to 360 and encodes 119 amino acids. The record is from RefSeq and is a predicted model, not a curated record.